AUGGUACUGCAUAACCCCAACAACUGGCAUUGGGUCAAUAAGGAUGUGUCUCCGUGGGCGAAGCAGUGGUUCGAGGACAACCUGACCAAGCUUGAUGUCCAAGAUGGCGAUAUCGAGGCCAAGGUUAGCCGGAUCCAGAGCAUGGACGGCGAUGUCGAUGUCAGCCAGCGGAAAGGCAAAGUCAUCACCAUCUUCGAUGUGAAGCUGGUUCUGGAGUAUACAGGCUCGGCCCCAGACGUGGAUGAAGUGUCGGGAACCAUCACCGUGCCUGAACUAGCACAUGACACAGACGAAGACGAGUACGUGUUUGAUGUCGACAUCUUCUCCGAGUCAAAAGAGAAGCAGCCAGUCAAGGAUCUCGUCCGGUCAAAGCUGGUUCCUUUGCUGCGAAAAGAAUUUCAAAAACUUGCCCCGGCCUUGAUUGCCGAGCAUGGCAAGGAUAUCCAGCACGCUUCUGGUUCAAAUCCGUCCAGCGGCUUCUCAACGCCCAAGCUCCAUCCGGAGACGUCGUCUUCCAAAUCCUCGCAGCCAACUAGCGCUCCAACCAGCACCAGUGGCAUCGUCAACACUGUCACGGUGACCGACAACGAGGAGUUCCGAACAACCGCAGAGGAGAUGUACCAGACCUUUAUAGACCCUGGACGGCUAGCCGCCUUUACCCGCUCACCUCCGAAGCUCUUCGAAGGCGCCAAGAAAGGUGGCAAGUUCGAACUCUUUGGUGGCAAUGUCUCUGGCGAAUAUCUAGAGCUGGAGUCGCCGACCAAGCUCGUGCAGAGCUGGCGCUUGAGCCAGUGGCCUGCCGGUCACUACUCGAGACUUCAGAUCGAAUUCGACCAAAACGACGUGGACCACGUUACUGUCAUGCGCGUGACGUGGGAAGGUGUUCCCGUGGGUCAAGAAGAGGUGACCAAGCGGAACUGGCUUGAGUACUACGUUAAGAGCAUCAAGCAAACCUUUGGCUUCGGCACCCUUUUGUGA
Molecule: messenger RNA, 978 nt
Organism: Hirsutella rhossiliensis
Lineage: Eukaryota; Fungi; Ascomycota; Sordariomycetes; Hypocreales; Ophiocordycipitaceae
Product: activator of hsp90 ATPase-like protein
Exons: 4
Coding region: 1-978 (325 amino acids)
Biological process (GO): protein folding; positive regulation of ATP-dependent activity
Cellular component (GO): cytosol
Molecular function (GO): protein-folding chaperone binding; ATPase activator activity
Source: RefSeq, a predicted model, not a curated record